This is a messenger RNA of Marmota monax (woodchuck), 1761 nucleotides long. RefSeq names its product tripartite motif-containing protein 43-like. Gene Ontology annotation, molecular function: zinc ion binding; protein binding. The record is from RefSeq and is a predicted model, not a curated record. Bases 1 to 1371 code for a protein of 456 amino acids. Lineage: Eukaryota; Metazoa; Chordata; Mammalia; Rodentia; Sciuridae. The transcript is spliced from 6 exons.
AUGGACUCAGACAUCCUGCAAGUCUUCCAGAGAGAACUCACCUGCUCCAUCUGCAUGAAUUAUCUUAUAGACCCAGUCACCAUAUGCUGUGGGCACAGCUUUUGUUGGCCCUGUCUCUGCCUUUUCUGGGAAGAAGCCCAAACUCCUGCACAUUGCCCUGUGUGCAGGGAGCCAUCACAGCAGAUUGACUUCAAGAGCAAUAUUUGUUUGAAGAAUCUGGUAUCCAUUGUCAGAAAAGCCAGUGUCAGGCAUUUCCCGAGCUCUAGGGAUCACAUGUGUGUGACCCACAAGGAGAGAAAGAUCUUCUGUGAAGAGAACAAGACCCUGCUGUGUUUGCUCUGCUCCAACUCCCAGGAGCACAGGGCUCACAGACACUGUCCCAUUGAAGAGGCUGCUGAGCAGUACAGGGAGAAGUUUCUAAAACUAAUGAGAUCUCUUUGGAAAAAGAUCCAAGAAAACCAGAGAAAUCUAAAAGAAGAGAGCAGAAAAAUUAACCAAUGGGUUUGGUAUGUGCAUCUGCACAGAGAGAAUAUCAAGGCAGCUUAUAGGAUGCUGCAUCCCAGUGUCCAUGAAGAAGAAAAACAACAUUUGGAGACACUUUUAAAGGAACGCAAAUUGACUAUACAGCAAAUUAAGAAAAGCAAAGCCAAAAUGCUUCAAAAGGGGAAACAACUAAAGAAAGAUUAUCAGGAGCUAAUGAAAAUGUGCCAUAAACCAUAUGUGGAGCUGUUUGAGAAUUUAGAAGACACAUUGGCAGAGUAUGAGUUAGUGUUCCUGCACAUGCCCCAGCCUGUGAGGCCACAGCUCAGUGCUCAGCCCAUCACUGGACUGAGAGAUGAACUUAACCACUUCCAAGUGAACAUUUCCUUCCGUAAUGAAAUAAGCAGUCACAAUGUAGUGCUGUGUGAUGUGAGAAGACUGAUGUUUGGAGAAGAUGAUGAAGAUGAAGCUUUGAAUUCUGACAGAUCAAACUAUUUCGCUGCAUUGGGAGAUCAGAUCUUCACUUCUGGGAAACAUUACUGGGAGCUGGAUGUUUGUGGCUCCUGGAACUGGGCUGUGGGAGUCUGUAGGGAUUCUGUGGUAAGGAAGAACCACACAUUGCCUGAAUUUGAGGACAUGUUUCUCCUUUUAUGUGUGAAGGAGGACACACAUUUCAGUCUCUUGACCACCUCCCCAAUAUUUUCUCUCUAUAUAGAGAGACCGAUGGGCCAUGUUGGUGUGUUCCUUGAUUUUCAAAGUAAAAGUGUGAGUUUUUUGAAUGUUGCCAGGAGUUCCCUUAUAUGGAGAUAUCCUAUUGAGUCCCUGAGUUUCCCUGUCAGGCCAUUUAUUUUCCACAGUCCACACAUAAUUAGGGAUAAUUCAGGAAGUUAACUUCUCUACCUGAGAACUUCAUAUUUAAGGGACCCCUUCUCAGUUGAAGCAGAGCAAUUACUAUGACUAUUUUUUAUCCCUGUCUUAAUGUAACCUCAUUUUAUUCAAUAUGAAAAUAUGAUACAAUAUGAAAUUUUGUUUGCACAAUUUUACUUUAAUAAAACCAUCUUUUGUUGCCUAUAAUAUAAGCUGUUGUUGAUUCAAUGUUUCAUGACCUUUGUGUGAUUACGAAAACAUGGGUUUGUGAUUCCGAGUCUAGAUUAAUACAGGAACACAAGAGUUUGCACAUCUACACAGAUCUGGCCAUCCAGAAUGCAUCUGUCAGUUUGAAAUCUUCUGGAGCUAUUCAAUUCACCUUAAAGGGGAAAAGGUAGCAUAGGUGUGUGUGUU